AUGAACAUGUUGGACAUAGAAGACGACAGCUUUCACAUCACACGUGAAGGCUACUCCCAUCUGAGGGACUCAGAAUGGGAGGUAGUCAGCCGCAUGAGUUUGUUCAUGGGCAAACACGCCACUAGUGGCAUGUUGGAGUAUGUAAACAGAGAACAGCAACAUGAUGCUAUCAACAAGUUCCUAAAAGGGGAACUUGCCGUCGAAAGACAGAAGGUAGCCUUGCUACAACAGAGAGGCUCUCAUCAGUCGAUGGGCGGACCGACGCACAUGCGUCGACCCAAAACCUUGAAGAUUGAUAUCUCAAGGUACAAGGAAACCGAUGAAGAUUCCCUUUUGAGAUGGUUCGUCGAGUUGUACGACGCCAUCAGGGCCCGUCACAUCGAGGGUGACGAGAUGCAAGUCACCUUCUCCCUGUCAAAUUUGACGGGACGAGCAACGACUUGGGCCUUAGGACUCAAGCUUCACGACCCAAACGUGUUUGAGUCGUUGGAGAUCUUGAAGUCUCGGCUUAAAGAGACUUUUGAGACGCCGAGAGCCGAGUUCAGAGGUGAUAUGCACUCUUGA
Messenger RNA from Peronospora matthiolae, 564 nucleotides. NCBI's taxonomy places the organism in Eukaryota, Oomycota, Peronosporomycetes, Peronosporales, Peronosporaceae. The record is from the annotation of a GenBank genome assembly.